CGUGACAUGUUGCAUCAAUCAAUGUCAAUUGUCAACCUUUUUUUAUUGGAGUGGAGAACUCGAUCGUAGUCAAAAAUGUCUAGAAAAUCUGCACCGGGGAUCUUACAAACCACCAAUUCUCUAAUUGAAAAAAAAGAAUUUCGUUUCACAGUCAGAAAAGUAAAACAACUGACCACCUUCAGUUCAGCGACCGUGAACGUAAAUGGGGUGCCAUGGCAAGUGAAAUUGAAGAAAAAUGGUGAAAAUGUCAUCAUCGAACUGCAGUGCAACUACAUAAAUCCGAACGCAUAUUGGUCAUGUGCGGCUCGAGCCGUAAUAAAACUGUUGUCAUUUGCCACCAAUUCGGACAUGUACGAAAAGCGUCAAGAUGCAGUCGCCGUAUUCAGCUCCAAACUUCCAUCGAUAACGCGCUCCCAGGAAUUAAUUAAAUGGAACGACUUACUGGAUUCUAAGAGGCAGCACGUUUGUAACAAUACUAUUGUAUUAGAUGUGAGCAUACAAGCAGAGAAAUUAAGGGACAGCAGUCAAAGCAGAUUGAUUGAAGUGGAACGGCUUUAUGGACAUUCGAUUCUCCGUUUCAAAAUGGCAAAGGUGAAGGGUGUCAUAGCCAUGGACUCUCCAAAGUUCAUUUUUCGGAAUGUAGCAUGUGAACUGACCAUAUCAAAGCGGUAUCCACUAACGAAGAAAGAAUUAGAUACAGACAAGUACGGCUACCUUGGCAUUUGGUUGAUCAGCGAAAGUGUCGACACAUCCAAAUACGAUAUUCAAGUCACUUUUCGGUUACUAUCUCAACGAAUAGGAGGAAAGCAUGUGGAAAAGCUUGCAGACAGCACUUCAUCGAACCGGCUGAACUUCAGUUCACGAUUGAUACCUUUACACGAGUUAUACGAGAGUCCUCAUGAAUAUGUUCGCAACGAUUCCCUGAUACUUGAAGUUGUAAUGUCCGAGCGUAUAAGCGAAGAUCCAUCGAUGAGCGCUCAUAGCGGUUUGGCUAAGAAGAUAGUAAUGGAAUGCAUCUUAUGUUAUGAGAACAUGAUCGAUCAACCCAUUUCAUCGACACCGUGUGGACAUAUUUUUUGCUCAAAGUGCACAAUUGAAACGUUGAGAGUCAGACCUUCGUGUCCGAUUUGCAACAAGUUUGUAAGGGUAGGUGAUGUUCAUGCCGUCUUUUUACCGUCAAUUCAACAAAAUGAAUAACGAUUUCGCAUUGUAUUCACCUGUCAUGCUCACAGUGAUAUGACGAGAUUGAAGAGUCUUUUUUUACUGUUCGUUGAAUAAAUGAAUAAGAAUUUGGUAAUUGUUCUGCUGAUCUAUUUAACUGAAGAAUAAACAAGAAAUCUUCCGACAAACUUUA
Molecule: messenger RNA, 1354 nt
Organism: Bradysia coprophila
Lineage: Eukaryota; Metazoa; Arthropoda; Insecta; Diptera; Sciaridae
Product: ubiquitin carboxyl-terminal hydrolase 7-like
Molecular function (GO): protein binding
Source: RefSeq, a predicted model, not a curated record